GACGGCCUCUCACGGCGACCGAGCGACCCAGAACAGCGCCAUGGCGGAGAGCGACUGGGACACGGUGACGGUGCUGCGCAAGAAGGGGCCCAGCGCGGCCCAAGCCAAGUCCAAGCAGGCUGUCCUUGCAGCUCAGAGAAGAGGCGACGACGUGGAGACCUCUAAGAAAUGGGCGGCAGGCCAGAACAAGCAGCACUCCAUCACGAAGAACACGGCGAAGCUGGACCGCGAGACGGAGGAACUGCAUCACGACCGGGUGCCCCUUGAGGUGGGCAAAGUGAUCCAGCAGGGGCGGCAGGGCAAGGGGCUCACCCAGAAGGACUUGGCUACGAAAAUCAAUGAGAAGCCGCAGGUCAUUGCCGACUACGAAUCGGGGAAGGCCAUCCCCAACAACCAGGUGCUGGGCAAGAUUGAGAGAGCCAUCGGCCUCAAGCUCCGAGGGCGGGACAUCGGAAAACCUCUCGAAAAGGGCCCCAAGGCGCAGUGAGGACAAAGCCUCGAAAUCCUGGGGGCCCCGAGUGAUCUCGGCCGGGCGUCCUGGGGCACCCAGGGUCUCCCCACCCACCCACCCACCCCCUUCUCUCCCUUCUUCUGCUUCCCAGAGAUCGACUAUUAACGAGUGGGAAAAGCCACGUCCCAACUGGCAGCCCGUUUCCUCUUUCCGCAAAUCAAAUAAAGCAAAUAAAAUUGUUUGCGCAUCUUGAA
Molecule: messenger RNA, 705 nt
Organism: Lacerta agilis (Sand lizard)
Lineage: Eukaryota; Metazoa; Chordata; Lepidosauria; Squamata; Lacertidae
Gene: EDF1
Product: endothelial differentiation related factor 1
Exons: 5
Coding region: 41-487 (148 amino acids)
Cellular component (GO): nucleus
Molecular function (GO): DNA binding
Source: RefSeq, a predicted model, not a curated record